AUGGCAUUGUCCCAGUCCUUCUUCUCCACCACGGAGCUGCUCCUGGCUGCCACCAUCUUCUGCAUAGUUUUCUGGGCGGUCACAGCCUCGAGGACCCAGGUCCCCAAAGGCCUAAAGAGUCCACCGGAGCCCGCACGUGGCCCUGGCGAGGCUGAGCCAGAAAUACACUUGGAGCAGCACGUGAGCGAGCAGGCUCGGCGGCUCGUCGGCGAGCUCCGGCGACAGGUGACCCUCCAGGGCCAUUUCGAGCCUGCCGGCCAGCUGGUGGGCUCGGUGGCCAGUGUCAUCGGCGCCAUGUGCUUCGGGAAGAACUUCCCCCACAGCAGCGAGGAGAUGCUGAGCAUCGUGGCCAGCGGCAGCGACUUCGUGGAGAGCGCGUCCUCGGGCAGCGCCGUGGACUUCUUCCCCGCGCUCCGCUACCUGCCCAACCCCGCCCUGGCGCGCUUCAAGAAGUUCAACGAGAAGUUCGUGCUCUUCCUGCAGAAGACGGUCCAGGAGCACUAUCGGGACUUCGACAGGAACAGUAUCCAGGACAUCACCGGUGCCCUGUUCAAGCACAGCGAGAAGAAUUCCGAAGACAACGGUGGCCUCAUCCCGCAAGAAAAAAUUAUCAAUAUUGUCAAUGACCUCUUUGGAGCCGGGUUUGAAACAGUCACAACAGCCCUCACCUGGAGCCUUAUGUUACUUGUGACAAAGCCUGAAGUGCAGAGGAAGAUCCAUCAGGAGCUGGACACGGUGAUUGGCUGGGAUCGGCAGCCUCGGCUCUUGGACAGAGUCCAGCUGCCCUACCUGGAGAGGACCUCCCUCAUUCACCUAGACUGCAACAGUUUUCAGCUAAUUGUACCUCAGCAGGUGUGGGGAGACCCAGGCACGUUCCGUCCAGAGAGGUUUCUUACCGGCGACAUCAGCAUCAACAAGGCUCUGAGUGAGAAGGUGAUGCUCUCCGGCAUGGGGAAGCGGCGGUGCCUCGGGGAGACCCCAGCCAAGUGGGAGGUGUUCCUCUUCCUGGCCAUCCUCCUGCACCAGCUGGAGUUCAGUGUGCCACCAGGCGAGAGCGUGGACCUGACCCCCUGCUACGGGCUGGUCAUGAAGCCUGCCCGCCGCGGGCGCCUCCGGGCACACCUGCGCUUCUCCGCGUGAAGAUGCCCCUCCGUGCCAAGGCAGGGGAGAGACACGCAUUGGGCCCUAGUCCUUGUUUCUUUCCUCUG
Molecule: messenger RNA, 1208 nt
Organism: Jaculus jaculus (lesser Egyptian jerboa)
Lineage: Eukaryota; Metazoa; Chordata; Mammalia; Rodentia; Dipodidae
Product: cytochrome P450 1A2-like
Exons: 6
Coding region: 1-1140 (379 amino acids)
Biological process (GO): hormone biosynthetic process; progesterone metabolic process
Molecular function (GO): heme binding; iron ion binding; steroid 17-alpha-monooxygenase activity
Source: RefSeq, a predicted model, not a curated record